Planococcus citri (citrus mealybug) is the source of this 720-nucleotide messenger RNA. RefSeq names its product 10 kDa heat shock protein, mitochondrial. Gene Ontology annotation, molecular function: metal ion binding; ATP binding; protein-folding chaperone binding. Gene Ontology annotation, cellular component: mitochondrial matrix. The record is from RefSeq and is a predicted model, not a curated record. NCBI's taxonomy places the organism in Eukaryota, Metazoa, Arthropoda, Insecta, Hemiptera, Pseudococcidae. Bases 185 to 484 code for a protein of 99 amino acids. The transcript is spliced from 3 exons.
UGUAAUCAAUUUCCAAACUUUCGGAAGCUCGUGGUGUUUUAUGAACUUUGGAUGUGCACUGUGUUACGAUUUUACAGCUUUUCUUUGCGUUUGAUCUCCGGUGAAUAAAUUUUUUCCUGCUCACUUGUGCCUUGCGGACAGCAACUGCCAAUUUCUCUUCAUUUCAAAUCAAUUCAUCGCAAAAAUGUCUCUAGUAUCACGAUUGCGUCCUCUAUUCGACAGAGUUUUGGUAUUGAAAGCUGAGAAAAUAACUACCACGAAAGGUGGAAUAAUGUUACCUGAAAAAGCUGUCGGUAAAGUAUUGGAAGGAACUGUUGUAGCCGUUGGUCCUGGUCCUCGGAAUAAGCAAGGUGAAUUCAUUACUCCCGCAUUAAAAGUCGGUGAUAAGGUAUUACUACCAGAAUACGGUGGAACCAAGGUAGAAUUAGAAGAAAAAGAAUAUCAUUUAUUCCGUGAAACCGACUUAUUGGCGAAAUUAGAAUAAUUCGAUGGCGUUACGAAGGGAAAAAUCCGUAGAGUAGUAUUAUUUGAAGAACGAAUAUGAGAUCGAUGAACUUACUCUUGAGGUGUUUUUGUAUGUUAUUCCAUUUCUUUUUUUGUAAUUGGUAUUUUUCUGUUGGCAUUCAACUGUAAAUCUGCUGAAUGUUCUGUAAUCUUGUUUUUUUGUACUGAGAUGUAGUUGCGUAAUAAACUUAACACGAACGUGUGUAUUAUUUUCAA